AUGGUGCCAGUGUUCUCUGUGCUGGGACUGGUGCUUGCGUGCUCAUGGUCUUCAGGGCUUCAGACGGUAUCCGGGAGAACGUUCGUCACUCACUUGCCGGGAUUUCAUGGUCCCCUCCCCUUCGAAAUGGAAACAGGGUUGGCCAUCCUUCUCCUCCUCAUCCGCCCUCUUCCUCUUCCUGCGCGUUCGCGGCGAAUUAUGAGUUGAAAGAGUCCCGGAUGUCAGGUACAUUGCAGUGGACGAUUUGGAGGAGGUGAACCUGUUCUACUACUUCGUCAAGUCGGACAGGAACCCAGCGGAGGAUCCCCUCAUGUUGUGGAUCACCGGUGGACCCGGCUGCACAGGGUUGAGCGGGUUAGCAUAUGAAAUCGGUAAGGUGCUCUCUUGGUUAGGGAGUCGAGCCUCCACUAGAUCUGGGUUUUGCACCUCGCUAGUCGUGGUCCAUUCAAUGGCCCGCUGAAGAGGCUUUUCUGGAUUCUUUCUCAAAACGUUGAUGACCUAUUGAUUUCGGUGCCCUUGGCGUACCUCACGCGUUUCAUCGGAACACCUUCCGGCAUUAGACAGCAGGGUGGUCGUGCAGUCGUAGACGGGUUCACAAGAGAUUAUGAGUGAUUAUGCUGAACUCUGGUGCUGUGCAGGCCCCCUCGCUUUCGAUAUAGAGAAUUACGAGGAAGGAAGGAUGCCCCGUUUGGUCCACCGAGAGGAGUCUUGGACAAGGGUACACUCAGCUCUUCUCUGUCUUUCUCUGAUCCGUCUCUCUAUCCUAACCUCUUCUUGUGACUUUUUUCCGAUAGGUCAGCAGCGUCGUCUUUGUGGAUUCGCCCGUGGGAGUUGGAUUCUCGUAUUCCACGGCCGCGGAGGAAAAUGAAUGGUCGGACACAAGCGCAACAAGGCGUCUUCGCGCAUUCAUUAGGAAGGUAAUGCCAUAUGUUCACAGAAUCACACCCAGACGGGGAUUUCCAUCUUUCUAUGUUUUGACCCUCCUCCGUUCGGACUUCCGGUUAUGUAGUGGCUUGUGGAUCACCCGGAGUUCAUCUCGAAUCCCUUCUACGUUUGUGGCGACUCGUAAGGUGGGAAGAUGGCGCCCCUCGUCACCCAGACGAUAAUAAAUGGUAGCGAUGUUUUCACUUGGUUUUUUUCUUGGUUUGGGCCUCGAUAUCAUGUUCAAAGAGGAAACUGAGCAGGGUUUGACGGGGGCCACCUCCUUAUCUGACGCACAUCUGGGAUGUUAAGGGGUGCUGGUCGAAAGCCCAGCCUAUUUUCGGUGCCCUGAAGACGUCCCGCGGUCAUCACCUGUGGCCACUGCUUUCCGCUCGUGGCAUUCCCUGCUUUAUUUCCUUUUCUUUUGUCGACGGAUUUCCUCCAACUCGCGAUCGGGAAACUUUCAUUUUCCGCCUAAGUACCUUUCUCUUAAGUCACUGAAGUCAAACCAUUCUUCAGGAAACGAGGCAGGAGUGAAGCCCCUCAUCAAUCUCAAGGUGGGCCGAGUGAGAGAAGCCAAGUUGUCUACAACAGGCACCUACCAUCCUCGUAUAACUCUCAUGUUUUUCUCAUGACUUAUGUGGUGUGAGCUUUAUAGGGGUAUUCAGCUGGAAACCCAGUGACCACUGAGAAACGUUUUGAUGAUGGGACGAAGAUUCCAUAUUCUCAUGGGAUGGGGCUUAUAUCCGAUGAGCUGUAUGAGGUGGGUCAGUCUUAUCCUAUUUCUCACUUCGAUUAACUUUGCUUUUAUUUGAGAGGGGCCAGUGGCCGGCUUGUGCUUGGCAAUUAUCUGGGCGAUUUGAGCCCAGAUUCAGCUGACAAGUGCGCUUCUCAGUGGAUCCCUCCGAGAAUCCAAGACCCAAAUAGAAGGCAGGCUGGUUGGGCCUAUUUUUAUUUCUUAGAUUUAGUUUUGAGCCCCUCGGAUAGAAAUAGCCAUUUAGCCUCAGCUUGUUCGGCCCAUUGCAUUCAGUUCCCUACUGUAACGUGUAGAUAGUGUUAUGUUUCCUCAUAUUUUAAUGGAAUCUCUUAAACUUCCUAUUAAAUUCUUGUGUUUUUGCUAAAUUUAUAGGAGACAAAGGAAAGCUGCGGUGGGGAUUAUGUUAAUCCUCGCAAUACUAAAUGCAUUGAGUGUCUCAAUGCUGUAUAUAAGGUGUGGGGCCCUUUGACUGUGAGUUUGAUGAACUUCAGUAAAGCUCUUCUGACUGUGAAAAUUUUCCAAAGUCCAGAACUGGGAGAGACUUGAAAUACAAUUUACUCUGGGAGUUUAUUGUGACUUGAAAUCUCCAAAACCUAAACAGUCUGCCGCAGAGGACAGAUAUUUGAUUGACCUUGAGAGAAAUCAUCUCUAUUCGCCUCAGAUCAUAAAUAAAGAAUGCAGGGUAACUCUCCUCUGUCUGUAUCUCUGUGUGGCUCUCACUCUUUCCUAAGUAUUUAUCUAGUCUUUAACUGAUGCAUUCAUUUUCACAGGAAUAUAAAUUUUUGGCGAUCAAAUCUUGGGUGGGCAAUGAUGCAGUGAGAGAAGCUCUUGGAGUACGCAAGGUAUGGACUCUCACUGUGGGAGGGGGAGUGGCCAAACCGAAACCCCAAGAUUGAUGGCUGUAAGCUGCUCUGUAGGGAUCGAUCGGUGAAUGGAAUAGAUGCCAAAAGUAUAUCAAGGCUAACUACGGGUUUGAUGUUCCCAGUUCAGUUCCAUAUCAUCUCAAUGUUACUAGCAAGGGCUUUCGAUCUCUAGUGUACAGGUGAGAACAUCUACUGCCAGUGGACUCAUUUCCAUGAUGACACACAUGGAUGUGUGAACAAUUGGAUGGAGACACAUAUCUUCAUAUGUUUACAAAUAUCUUUAACGAACUGGGUACAAAAAAGCUGAUCAUCAGAAAUCUUGCAUCUUCUCCAAACUAGUGGUGACCACGAUCUGGAGAUAAAUUUUAUGGGGACUCAAGCAUGGAUAAGAUCUUUCAAUUUCUCUAUUGUUGACGACUGGCGGCAUUGGUUGGUAAACGGCCAAGUUGCAGGGUUUGUACCUGAACUAAGGCUUAUCUUUCCUUUGCUUCUUCAGAAGAUCUCUCCUGAGCUUGAUUACUCACUGUUCUGAUCUGAAUCAUUUUAGAUAUACGAGGGCUUAUGCAAACAACUUGACAUUUGCAACAGUUAAGGUGAGAAGUCCCCUCGUUAUCUUUUUCUUUCUACGAGUAUCAUGUGAAUAUGACGGAGGUCUCAAUUAGCCUCUGCCGCUACGUUUUGUGUGUGCUUUUGUAAGUGCUUUCCCUUUUCUCAGGGUGCGGGUCAUGUAGUUACUGAGUACAAGCGCAAAGAAACUUGGGCCAUGUUCGAACGAUGGAUUGCAGGGCAGGCUUUGUGA
Messenger RNA from Spirodela intermedia, 3340 nucleotides. The record is from the annotation of a GenBank genome assembly. Lineage: Eukaryota; Viridiplantae; Streptophyta; Magnoliopsida; Alismatales; Araceae.